Vitis vinifera (wine grape) is the source of this 767-nucleotide messenger RNA. Its product is annotated as photosystem II 5 kDa protein, chloroplastic-like. The coding region runs from base 336 to 665 and encodes 109 amino acids. Lineage: Eukaryota; Viridiplantae; Streptophyta; Magnoliopsida; Vitales; Vitaceae. The transcript has a single exon. The record is from RefSeq and is a predicted model, not a curated record.
CUAAGAAUAAUUCCAUCCAACCAAAGAAAGGGAUACGCUUUGUGGUUAGAAUCAAGGACAAACUUGUCUGGAUAAGUUUUCUCACCUCCCAAACACCCCCUCAUUUUCCCACCACUAGUUUCUCACAUGGAUAAAGCACAACACAUGGCAAUCACACAUUGGCCAACACCCAGCUUGGGAUAAGAUAAUGAAUCCAUGAAUCCUCCAUUGGCCAAUUGGCCCUCCCUUCUUUUCAAAACUUCCACAUUCUUCACAAUUUAACAACUUCAAACAUCAACCAAAAAAACCUAUCUGUCCAAGCUCAAAAAACAGUUGGCACCAAGAGCUCAGAAACAAUGGCUUCAGUCACCAUGACAUCCUCCUUCCUUGGUGGUGCGUGCUUGGCCGACCGCUCUCCCGCGGCAGCCGCCAGGCGGAGGCUGGUGGUGGUCAACUCGGCCAGGGCGGCAGCCGCCGAGGGGGAGAAGGUGAAGCUGAACUAUGAUGCCAAGAAGGAGGCCAACAAUGGGAGGAGGGAGCUGGUGUUUGCUGCUGCAGCUGCUGCUGUUUGCUCUGUUGCAGGCAUUGCCAUGGCGGGUGAGCCAAAACCCGGGACACCGGAGGCCAAGAAGAUCUAUGCUCCGAUCUGUGUCACCAUGCCGACAGCAAAGAUCUGCCACAAGUGAGGAUCAUGUGUUUGUUUGUGGUUUUUCUUGAUUGGUUGGAGUUGAACAUCCUAUUGUAGUAUGUACUUGGAACCUUGAAUUGUUAAGACCUUGUUUCAUCUA